Messenger RNA from Bicyclus anynana (squinting bush brown), 5837 nucleotides. RefSeq names its product TBC1 domain family member 5 (gene TBC1D5). The transcript has 13 exons. Gene Ontology annotation, molecular function: GTPase activator activity. The record is from RefSeq and is a predicted model, not a curated record. The coding region runs from base 510 to 2144 and encodes 544 amino acids. Gene Ontology annotation, biological process: activation of GTPase activity. NCBI's taxonomy places the organism in Eukaryota, Metazoa, Arthropoda, Insecta, Lepidoptera, Nymphalidae.
GAAAAACUCAAUACUGUGUCUUUUUUAAGUUUUAUGUGAUAUUUAUUUAUUAAAAAUAAAUACAUUUUAAGUGUUGUAGACCCGUAAAAUAGAAAAGAAAUCAGGUGAUACAUUUUAAACUUUUAACAUAGCUUGUUUUAUUCGCCAGUUUGUUUAAUUUACAUCACCCGUUGAUUUGAAACGGAAAAAACCGUGGUCGUGAGGGCGAUUGUUAGGACCGCUUAGUGAAAUAUAGCCCUAAUGUCAAAAGUCUAUGCUCAAAAGGGCUUGAGCUCACUCAGAGCCGUUAUAGAGAUUAGACAAUAAAAAAAAAGAUUAAUGUCAAAUGUCAAUGUAAUGUCGUACACAGCUGUGCUAAUUUUUUUGUACAAAACAUUUAAGCUCAGUUUGCAACUUUGUAGUAGUGAAAUUAAUCAAAGAAUAAGAAUAACAAAGUGAUCGUAUUGUGUGUGUAGUAUCUAAAUCUAAAUGAUAUUAUCGAUAUGUUUCUUUAUUGAUUUUCAAUAAAAAUGGAACAAAACAACCUGAAUGGUUCGCCAAGUUCUCCUUCAAAGCCUUUCUAUGAGGCCCGCGAUUAUGACUUACAAUUCCCAACAUGGAGCUUGGAGUAUCUGAAAACAGCUGCAGUAGAUCAGAAAUUAGUGCGACCAAGGAGUUUGGCUUGGGCUAUUUUAUUAAAUGCUAUUCCAUCGCCAAGUGGAGAUGUUUUGAUGAGUAUAAGAGGCCACAGGAAUUUCUACAAUGACUUGAAAAAAAAACUUUCAAUGGAUCCUAGAGCAGUGAUCGGAGAUGACCCUCUCUCGCAGAAUGAUGAGAGCGCAUGGAAGCAGCAUUUUUGUGACAAUGAACUUAAGGCGUUGAUACUACAAGAUGUCGUCCGAACUUUUCCUGAUGAAGCGUAUUUCCGUGACAAAGACGUGCAGGACAUGAUGGUGCGUGUGUUGUUCUUCUGGGCGCGUUCUCACCCGAGCCCCGGGUACCGACAAGGCAUGCACGAGAUCCUCGCGCCAGCGCUCUACGAACUGCACUGCGACAGGAUAUUCGCUCCGCAACACUUGAGUGACACUUUACGGUAUUAUCUCCAGGAAGAAUACUUAGAACACGACAGUUACAUGCUGUUUAGCGCCAUAAUGAAAGGGCUGGAGAAGUUCUACUCCACCGGUGACGUCAUCCCCAACAACUGCGGCCGACUGCCCACCUCCAGAACUGCACACAGUCAAAACGAAGUGGUGCGGUACCUGGAGCGCCUGCGGGAGCAGCACCUGGCGCCGGCCGACCCGGAGCUGGCGGCGCACCUCGCCGACUGCAACAUAUCCUUGGAGCUGUUCGGAAUACGUUGGCUGCGACUGCUGUUCGGGCGUGAGUUCCCGCGCGCGGAGAUCCCGCUGCUGUGGGGCUUCCUGUUCUCGGACGGGCCCAUGCUGCCCAACCUGCACUACGUCAUCCUCGCCAUGCUGCUGCCCGUCAGGAGCUUGCUGUUGGAGAGCGACGCGGGCGGCGCGCUGGCGCUGCUGAUGCGGCCGGCGGCGGUGUCGGCGGCGCACGUGUGCGCGCUGGCGCUGCACCUGCGCGCGCCGCACGAGCGCCCGCGCCCGCCGCCGCCGCACCUGCACAACAACGUUCGGCCCGACAGCGUGGUGGACGCGUCCAGCUCGACGUGGAGCUUCGAGCAGCGCGCGGAGGAGGAGGCGCAGUCGUCGGGCUCGGAGGGCGUGGCGGAGGGCGGCGACGUGGCGCGCUCGCUGGCGGCGCUGGCGCUGCUGCGCGCGCGCCUGCCGCCCGCCGCCGCCGCGCUGCAGGCCGCGCUGCCGCGCCCGCCGCCGCAGGCGCUGCAGCCGCUGCAGCAGAUCUUGCAGUUGGCAGCCCUGCUGCAGUGCCGCAACCACGCGCUGAUAGACGUGGAGACAGCCCUGGAGGCGGCAGAGAACCAGUCCACCUACAGCCUCGGCCGGCGACAGCUGGUGCCGGUGGUAGUGCUUCCCCCGCACAAGCAGACCACCAAACAGCCCCCCAAACAGACCCUCAAACAGACCAAACAAGUGAGGAAAGUGAAAGAGGUACCCCUAACAGUGUUCCACCAAAUGGAGUGCGACAGUUCUAGUGAUUUGCCAUUUCUAGACCCGCUGCGGCUACGGACAGAAUGACUACGACGGAAAAUUAUGCUCUAUAGCUAUUACCAUUAGGUUUAUAUUUGUGUGAAUUAUUGACUUUUGCGGAAUGUGGAUUGAAUUCUGUUUUAGAGCUUAAAUAAAGUAAAAUCCUUUGCAUUAUAUACCCAUAGGCACAAUUAUCCGCCCACUUUAAUAUGACGCGAGUAUAAUAAAAUGUGCGGAUAAUUGUGCCUCUGAGUAAAGCUCAACAUAGAAAAUCUAUUAUGGGUUCCUAUUAAAAUUAAUGAGAAAAGACUUGGUUCAGCCAAAAAGAAUUGAUAGUGACAAUGGCAUUUGAAUUUCGUUAGUACUGUAUACUAAUAAAAUAAGUUAACUAUUAACUAUAAAAAAAACAUGCUAUUUGUUAAUAUUACAGCUUUCAUAUUCGAGAAAUAUGUAAAAAUAAAUAGAGAUUGAAUGUACAUAUUGACCACGGACGGAUUAGCUUUUAACUAGACGCCGCUUUUUCUGUAGUAAAAUGAAUAUUAAACAAAUAUCGAUUGUUAGUAGUAGAUGUCUUUAUGCCAGAGUUUGUUCAAAGAAGUACUACCGACAUCCAACGAUUUUAUACUGUUCGAUAUUUUAUGUGCCUACAAAAUCACCGCAAAAAGUAAUCCAAAUUUAGCUGAGCGCACACAUUCACAAUUUUGUUGUUAUAUAUUUAUGUAUGUAUUAUUUAGUCGCUUUCUCAGCGCUUUAAUCCGAAAACAGUUACAGAAAAACUGCAAAAGACAUUUUAUGAGGAUCAAUUUUUAUAAUGACCUCUAUUGACCUCCGAACUACUAGGUCGCGAAAUAUUUGCGAAAAACUGAUUUACGUGACCUUUUGACCUUUGUUACUUUUUAGCUGGCACGAUAUCGAUGUCGAUUUUUCACAUCUUCUUAAUAACACCGCAAUAAAGGUGUAUACAAAAAUUCAGUUCAGUUCAGAAUUUUUCCCCAGAUUUGUAUUUAAAAUGCCUAAAAAUACUGGACUACUAUGGCGCCCCCAAUCAAGGCACAUAAUAUUAUUAUUUUUGUUCAGCCAAGUAUUUAGUGAUUAUAUUUAAUAAUUGAAAUAUUGUAAACUGCUGCUAUAAAAAAAUAAGCUAACUUUUAUAUCUAAGGUAGCAGAACCUUAAAUAAACUCAAACGUCUGGAUUUUCGGUGGUCGGUUGCGGCGUCUAGUUAAAUAUAAGUCCGUGGUAUUGUUGAUUGUAAAUAUUUGACUAUUCUAUGAGGUAAUAAUUGUUACAAAAAAAAAAUUAAUGAGGUAAUUUUCCUGAGAUUUACAAGUCAAAAAGAGAGUUGCGUUAAAAAUGUAAAUAAUAUGAUACUAUAAUAAAUAUUAAAUUGCAAAAUAAUAAUGUUAUCGAAAAUAUGAUUUAUUUUGGCGUUUUAAAAAGCUAGUUAUAAGUCUUCCAUGAAAACGCUUAAGAAAAGCUAGCAUCAUAAAUUAAAGUAAAAAAUUAAGUCGCAUUGAUUUUUAUUGUUUUAAACAGGUUGUCUCGUAGUUAAUGGAUAAUAUACAAAUGGUAGUUCAGCUCCAUACAUUUUUUUACAGGAUAUUUUUUUUUAAAUCGGGUCAUCUUAAUGAAAGAAAAAAAUUAUUACAUUCAAAGCUUCUUCUACAACACAAAUAAAACAUUAUUUAUAAAAGUAGGAUUAUAGUACAUUGGUAAUUUAAUCCGCAAUGUAUAACAAUAAUCAUAUCUUUAAUAUCUUAAUUACUACAGUUCCGGCAUUGAAAAAACUGAUUCAAGAAAGAAAAAUUUUAAAAUCCAAAAUAAAAUAUAACUUGGUCACCCUAGGGAUUUUUGGAAAACUAUUCAAAUUAAUUUUAGAUAAUUAGGUUGUGUAUCUACUAUUUGAGUAUUAGCCAUUAGUUACGGGACAACCUGUAUAUUGGCUUUACGCUCUAAAAUUUCUAUUCACACUAUACUAUGGCAACGUAAUACGUUCCACUAAGCGAUCAUAAUGAUCAUAGUUUUUUUCUGUUCCACUUGCUUGUGAGUUACAGAUGAAAUCAUAAACUCAAGCUCAAUUUUGAGUGUUUAUGUCAAAAAUACAAAAAUCUGAUAGAAAAAAAAUAAACUAAUCGGUGUGCUGUCUUGGCAUAACCAAAAGCCAUUAAAUUAAAGAAGAAGAAUAAACUAAUCGGUUGCUCAGUGCUCUUUAUUUACAAAUCUGUAAUGACAGCAAAUAUGUGUUGCCACACUACGAAUUCAUAGGUUCCAUUAUUAAUAAAUCUCUAUAAUCUUUUUAGUCGCACAUUAGAUAUUCCAAAGUAAUUAUGUUACAAAAGGCUAAAUGUAAGCCCAUUUUAAAUGUCGUUAAUUUUUACGUCAAAAAAUUUUAUACACUGAGGUUAGUUUACUAUUUUUAAUCCUAAUAAUUCCAUUAGUUAUUUAAGUUUACAGUGCAAUAUAAAUGUGUGAUUCAUAGUAUCAAAAACUGUAUUUAGCUUUAGAUUAAAAUAACUCUGAAACAAAUGUAAAUGUGAUAUAGAUACAAAAUAUUAUGUUAUUUAUAUGUAUUGAUGUUAUUUAUGAUAAAGAUUACUUUACUUGCUCAAGUAAGUUGCGCACGAAUCCGUGAACAUGCUGCAUAACAUGAUUGUCUAAUAAAGCCAUAUUCAAUGUGCAAUGUUUAACAACAAAAAAAAUAGAAAUGAAUGUAAAAUACAAAUGUCAUUUCAUACCUAGUUUAUUUAAAAUGAUGUAUCGUUUUUUGUUUAUAUAAUGUAAUAAUGGGAUGAGAAUAUGUCAAAAUGGUUUGUAGUCCAGUCAAAUUAGUCCUUAAAAUAGAAAUAAAGUACAAUACGCGGUUUUAACCACGUUAUAAAAAAAGCGCCAAGCACAUUACCUCAUAGGUGGUGUGGAAAUGUGUGCAUAAUACGAAUAAAAUAUUUUUUUCAAUUCUUUUAACCGCUGUAUCACGGAUAUGGCAAUACUUAUGGAAUAAAAGUGUGGAUAAUUUUUUUGUAGAGAAUCAGAUGAUCUACAAUUUUUGUCUAAACUAUUUUUGCCAUAAAACUCAUCGUUUAGCUGAAAAACGCGAGAAACCUAUAUUUGCAAACUUUCACCAUCAACAAUUUUUUUUGCACAAGGUCAAUUGAUGGGGACUUUUCACAAUUCAUUUGUAAUAGUAUUCUCAACAUUCCUACAAAUUUUUAGCUCUAUGGGAACUUUUGUAACCUUCAAAGUCUCAUUUGACUGGAUUAUUGUCUAAAUGCCUUUUCUAAUCCCAUUAUUUAUCCGCACGAAAAGUUAAAAUUUACACUAAAAAAAAUUAUUGUUUCAUAAUAUUUUAUUUAAUAAUAGCAAACUAUAGCACUCUGGGUUAGUGGUAGCUUCCCAAUAGUGAACGAAUUGUUUAGUCAGUUCCGUAGUUCAGUGCAAACAAACAAACAAUCAAACCUUUCCUCUCAAAUAUUAGUAUGGAUUUAAUUUAGAUAUGUAACUAAGUAUUUUAUUUGUAUAUUCAUAUUGUAGAAUAUAAUAAAGUUUAUACUUACAAUACAUAUUGAACUAUUUUAUUGUUACGUUAUUCUAAGAGAAAAGUACUUAGGUAGGUACUGUUUAUGUUCACAAAUUAUGUUAUUUUAUUACCUUCUAAUAUGUAGCAUGUGAAAUUGCAUUUGUGUUCUCGUAAAGGUCUAGUUUUGUUUUACUGUUUUAAGUAAAGAUUAAAUUGAAAAUAAAAUAUC